Messenger RNA from Phytophthora sojae, 939 nucleotides. RefSeq lists its product as hypothetical. Bases 1 to 939 code for a protein of 312 amino acids. The transcript is spliced from 2 exons. NCBI's taxonomy places the organism in Eukaryota, Oomycota, Peronosporomycetes, Peronosporales, Peronosporaceae. The record is from RefSeq and is a predicted model, not a curated record.
AUGACAGAAGAUCGGCUGCAGAUACUCGACGUUGACGUGUCUGUACACGCUCCCACACGCGCGGGGUCUCCGAACCAAGGCCGUGACAACCAUUGCAUUGCUGUGUGCGACACGACCCGCGCGAUUGCCAUAGUCAACGGUCGCUUCGUCGAUUUGUAUGGCGACAGCAACAACAGUUUACAUCCGCUCACGUUCCUGCACCAAAUUUCACUUGCAGACCACGCAACUCGCUCCCAAAGAUCGUCAUUUGGCCGGCAAUUCAGCAGUGAUGAACUAGACUGCAGUGUGGUGGAGGCUACGUGCGUAGCGUUUCCUGUUUCUGGAUUUCUGCUUGUCGGGGCUUUCGUGGAAGUUCCAGAAACUGAAGAAGCGUCGGCAUCUCUGCAGGUUCAUUUCAGCUUCAUGGAACCGAUUGUGGGGAAUUUGGGGAGGCGUAUUCGGUGUCUGCAGCCUUGUCGACGUGAGAUGACGCCGGAUGCGGGAGCUGUGGAUGUUCUCUUUGAAGAGUCAAAUUUCAUUGGCGUGUUUGCCUGGGGAGAGCGGUUUAGCGACAGGCAGGUUUGCUUGGCGCAGCUGAAGCAGCGACCGGAAAAGUUGGUGGUGGCAGAGCGCAGCUGUGAUGGUCGAUACCUUCUUGUUGGAGACGCUGGAGGGAGGCUGUCGCUGCUUGACUUUCGGGAUUGUCCGUGGGACGGAUAUGGAGUAUCGUCGGAAGCGCAGCCAUUACGAGGCAAGCGACUCGACCUUGGGGUGAAUUCCCGCUCUGGAGUGGUAACGCGCGACAACUUGCUUGAACAUGUGCGGCUUGUUCAUGCAACAUCAACCUCUGACUUGAGCUGCGCCUACACAAGUCUUCGCUGGUGGAUUUGUGGCCCACGCGAUCAGCAGAAGCAGUUAGUCCUUGCCGGCAAGCAAGAUGGGUCUCUAAGUGUAAGUUAG